This is a messenger RNA of Nothobranchius furzeri (turquoise killifish), 1133 nucleotides long. RefSeq names its product THO complex 6 (gene thoc6). Gene Ontology annotation, cellular component: THO complex; transcription export complex. Gene Ontology annotation, biological process: mRNA export from nucleus. Gene Ontology annotation, molecular function: protein binding. The record is from RefSeq and is a predicted model, not a curated record. NCBI's taxonomy places the organism in Eukaryota, Metazoa, Chordata, Actinopteri, Cyprinodontiformes, Nothobranchiidae.
CAUACGUCAUAUCUAUGCGUCUUUCUCCGUCACCCGAUUCGUUUCAUAUUUAUGUCGAUGGUUUCUCCCGCGCUGGCUCCAUUGUCCCUUGUUUCUCCGCGACUUUAACGGAACCGGGAGGAUUUUGAGGCAGAAUGGGACCCGUAGAGCUCCUCCACAUGUCGGUUUUCUCCCAGAGCUUUUCUCCCUGCGGACGCUUCCUGGCGGCCGGAAACAACUACGGAGAGAUCGCCUUGUUCAGCUUGGCUGCAGCUCUAAGUCCAGAAGCCACCACCGCUAGCCAGAAGCCUGUUCUGACGUUUACAGCUCAUGAAGGUGCAGUUUUCAGUCUUCUGUCCACAGACUGUGUCCUGCUGAGUGCUGGAAAUGGAGAGAUCAGUGCCUGGAGCUGGACUGAACUCAUCAAGAAGAAUGUGAAAUGUCUUUGGACGAAGAGGCCCAACUAUAGAUCAAGUCUGGAGAUCCCAGAGAUUAACUCCAUGGUCAUCAACACCCAAGACAACAGUCUGGUGAUUGGAGCUGGAGACAACAACGUCCACAUCCUGGACCUGGAACAUGGAGACUUUAAGGCAGCCCUUCAGGGUCACACAGACUAUGUGCACUGUGUGUGUGUGCGUGAGCGGGAGUCCGAGCUUCUGUCCGGCAGCGAGGAUGGAUCUGUGAGGAUGUGGGACACCAGGACGGGCCAGUGCGUUCACUGCAUUGAAGUCUACAAGUACGAGAGCUGCGUACGGCCUCAGUACGGUAAAUGGAUCAGCUGUGUGACCACAGACUCUGACUGGAUGGUGUGUGGAGGAGGUCCGUCAAUGUCUCUGUGGCACCUCCGCUCUCUGUCCCCAACAUCCGUGUUUCCCCUGAGCGGCUGCCAGCGCCAGGCAGCUUUCCACCAGGACAUGAUCCUGGCAGUGGGGCAGGGUGCAUUUGUGUCUCAUUGUCUUCUGGGUGGAGAUGUCAAAGCUCAGAUCCCAUGCACACCCUCAAGUCUCAACACUCUGCAGCUGAACAACAGCUCAGAGCACCGGGUGCUGACGGUGGGAGGUAGCAGCAGCCACAUUGACGUGUUCACCAACCUGUCCUACAGAACCUUCUCACUCAGCUUCUGAACUUUCCUAAUAAAAUGUUUUUUACAAACA